Messenger RNA from Lindgomyces ingoldianus, 4220 nucleotides. RefSeq lists its product as uncharacterized. Gene Ontology annotation, molecular function: phosphorelay sensor kinase activity. Lineage: Eukaryota; Fungi; Ascomycota; Dothideomycetes; Pleosporales; Lindgomycetaceae. Gene Ontology annotation, biological process: phosphorylation; phosphorelay signal transduction system. Bases 150 to 4058 code for a protein of 1302 amino acids. The record is from RefSeq and is a predicted model, not a curated record. The transcript has 3 exons.
UCUGGACCACCACCGCCAGCGUCUUCAAAGAGCACCACUGGAGUCGCAAACAUGGGGAACUGUUCUAAUCUGGUCUCUAGAUAUGGCCCGAGUCUGACCACAUCCUCUCCGACCCCCUCACCUCUGCGAGCGCUGCCAUCCGCAUCCGGAUGCGCUCUGAAGCCCUCCCAUCUCAGAUGCCCCAACCGGAAGACCCCGCGCCACAAGAGCAGCACUACAACGAGAGCACUGUCGAUAUACAAUGUGAAUUGGCUUUUCGUACAGCCCCGCAGCCCCCAAAGGCGUCCUCGCAAGAGGAGCUGAGCGCCCUCAGCCUCCUCGAUGUGCUCCAGCUCGACUACCGACCAACCUUCAUCGUUGACGUCUCUUCGGCUCCCACUGAAAAUGGCCCAUACGAACCUGUAUAUUGCAACCCUUCGCUUGCGGCCGAUGGGGCUUUGUUGGGAAAGAUUACGAGACAGGGCUAUCCUACGUUCAUAUCUGCCGACAAUACCCAGCAGUAUUCAGGUUAUAGGAGCUGGCUUUUCAGCGCAUCGGAAGGGGUACAUGAGACCACAAAGGGGAACUUAUACAUGUUUGAGGGGUACUUUUGGUCCGCCACCAGUAUUGGACAUUACAGAGUCGUAAGCGGCGUCAAGAGCUUCGUCGCAGGGCCUGAUCGAGCAGGUGCCCAGAAUCAGUCCCGCCUAAGUCGGUGGAUUAAUCCGCAAGCACUCAACGCCCCUCGAAAUAUGCACCAAACAGUGCAGCAUAGACUGCCCUCAGGACCGCUCGAUACUCCCAUCGAAGCAAAGCAGCUCGGCUCCACUACCGCCUCUUCGGAAAAGCAUGGCCCAUUCGACUACACCCGCGAUCCAGCGCCCACAAACAUGUCCACGCAUAUUCAAUACUUUCGCAGUGUUGAUUGGUCUCAGACGCCAUUAGGGCCGAUGCCCUCCUGGUCCCCCCAGCUUUGCGCCGUUGUCAACAUGGUUAUGAACGAUACUCAUCCUGCUGUCUUGUUUUGGGGAGACUCUGUCACUAUGGUGUACAAUGAGGCGUAUAUCGAGUUGAUAGGUGCACUGCAUCCUUGCAUGGGUUCAAGUGCUCGAGUGGCAGCCCGCGAGUACUGGUUUCAUUUUCAGCCACUUGUGGAUCAUAUCAACGCUACCGGCCAGACCUUGACUGAGCAUGAUUUACCACUGUUUCUAUCCAGACACGGUUUCCUUGAAGAAACCUUCUUUUCAUUCCAAUUCAUUCCAAUCUUAGACUGCGAUGGGUACGUUGCGGGCUACUAUCAACCCCUCAUUGAGACCACAAAAAAUAAUCUCCUCGAGCGAAGAGUGUCCAGUUUGGUGGAGAUUGGAAGUCAAACGGCCAAGGCGCGCGACCUUCAAACGUAUUGGGAGCUUGUCCUCAACACUCUCGCCAUCAACGACAAAGACGCCCCGUUUGCUCUACUGUUUUCUGCAACGCACGAGGACACACCUGAGGUUUCCUCUGUAUCCUCAUCAGGUAGUGCAACUGAUUUGAAAUGGUGCUUUCUAAAAGGCACAAUUGGGGUAUCAGCUAACCACAUGAUUGCGCCGUCGAGAGUGGACCUAAAGUCGAGCUCAUAUGUCUUCAAUCCAUACCUGAUUAAAGCCGCGAAAUCAAGGAAACCAAUCCUCCUGCAUUUUGAGGAGCUCGAUAUGGCUGACGGGGUGCUGGCUGACAUCGAUUGGAAAGGGUAUGGAGAUCCAUGCAGAUCUGUGAUCUUCUGCCCUAUUCUUCCAACAACGGGCGAGCAGGUGCAAGGUUUCCUCAUUCUUGGCGUGAAUCCGAGGCGCCCAUUCGACGAUGACUACCAGCAGUUUGUCCACGUUUUGAAUCGCUUGCUCGCAACAUCCCUCGCUUCUGUUGUUCUCUUUGAUGAAGUUAUUCGACAAAAAGAGAAUGCUAUCGGCCAAGCUGCCCAGAUCCAGGAACAACUUCUAGCCGAGCUUAAGUUAAAAGAGGAGAAGUUCCAGAGAUUUGCAGAACGUUCUGACGUCGCAAUCUUCAUCGCCGAUAUGAAUGGGAAGUACAUCUACAGGAACCACCGCUGGUUCGACAUCUUCAAGGUUUCUGUUGAUGUUGACGACGUCGCCCAGGCCUGGAUGAAUAUAGUAUUUCCUGAGGAUUUCUCCUACUGCGAGGGAUUGUUUGCCAAGUUGGUAGUCGAUAAAACACCAUUCUGCGUCGAACUCAGAACGGCUAUGCCUUGGACGCCUCCCGAGAGUUCCCAAGACCCCGAGAGUAAUACCCAGGAGCAUUUUGUUUGGAUUCUAUGUUCCGCUUAUCCUGAACUGGGGCCGAACCACGAGCUUAAAGAAAUCGUUGGAAACAUGACCGACAUUUCCCAGCAGAAAUGGGCAGAAGGCGUACAAAAGAUGCGCACUGAUAGUGCACUCGAGUCCAAAAAACAUUUAGAACACUUCAUCGAUACAACGUCUCAUGAGAUGCGCAAUCCACUCUCCGCAAUCAUGCAAUGCGCGGACGGAAUUCUGGCUUCAUAUUCUCCUCCUAGUACGGAAUUCGGAGUGCCAUCGCCAAACAGUUAUGCUACCCUUUUGGAUCAAACACUUGACGCGGCCCAGACCAUUGGACAAUGCGCGCAGCACAUGAAGCGUAUUGUAGACGAUAUCCUCACCAUUUCGAAGCUUGACUCCGACCUUCUUGUGAUAACACCAAUAGAUGCACAGCCAGAAGUCGUGGUCCACCAUGCAGUCAAGAUGUUCGAAGCCGAGGCGAAAGCUGCCGGUGUAGAUAUGAGAUUUGAAGCUGAGCAGUCUUACCGAGACCUGCAGAUCAACUGGGUGUCUCUCGACCCCACAAGGUUACUACAGGUACUGAUUAAUCUCAUCUCGAACGCCAUAAAAUUUACUCGCCUUGAACGCAUUCGAAUGAUCACCAUCUCCGUGGGAGCCAGCAAGACCGAGCCGGCAUCUGUUCAUGGAGGAGUACAAUUUAUCAACGACAAGCUAGUGGCUGGGGACAAGACUCUGAAAGCCGACUGGAAACGCGGUCCCACGAUAUACCUGCAAUUUUCUGUAUCGGAUACCGGCCGCGGCCUUUCUGAUGACGAGAAGGCCCUUCUCUUCGAACGAUUCUCUCAGGCGUCACCUCGUACCCACAUCCACUAUGGAGGCUCUGGUCUCGGGCUUUUCAUCUCCAGGCGGUUGACGGAGAUGCAAGGAGGAGCCAUUGGCUUGGCUAGUCAGCUAAAGAAAGGGAGCACUUUCUCUUUCUAUGUGAAGGGAAGGAGAACAACUCCCUCUAAUCCGAGGAGAGGGAGUAUUCCGAACAUAUUCCCAGAAGAUAUCAAACACAGACCUCACACAUCCAAAGAGAUAGAUAGGUCACUAAAUCCAACCCGGCCUGCUAUGAUCCGAAGACAUACCUUCAUAAACCCUAACGUCUCCCUUCAGGCACCAGAUUAUCCUCCCGAACCCAACUUCGAAGAGCUCAAAGGAAUAGACUCAAUCCCAGAGACACUCCACCUACUCGUUGUUGAAGACAACCUUGUCAACCAGAAAGUCCUCGCAAAGCAACUGCGAAAGCUAGGUUGUGUCGUCAACGUCGCGAAUCACGGCGGCGAAGCUUUAGAAUUCCUAAAGAAGACUAACUACUGGAACGGCCCUCAACUUUCAUCAACAUCACCUCAACAUCUCGAUUCCCCAAGCCACCAAUUUCCCGCCACUGAAACUCCUGCAACUUUUCCAGAAUCCACUGGACUUCCUUUGGAGCUGAGUCUGAUACUAAUGGACUGGGAAAUGCCGAUUAUGAAUGGUCUUACAGCAGUCGCAAAGAUUAGAGAGUUGGAGCAAUCCCGCACUCUAAUUGGCCAUAUACCUGUUAUUGGAGUUACAGCGAAUGUACGGCAGCAGCAGAUCAAGGCAGCUAUGGAUGCGGGCAUGGACGAUGUGGUAGGGAAACCUUUUAGGGUUUCGGAGCUGCUUGGAAGGAUGAGAGAGGUUGUGGCGAGGAGUGUAGCGACGGAUGGGUGGUUGGAACGUGUUAGAGAGGGACGGGGGUUAGGUGAAGGCUGUGGAGAGUGAUGAGGUGGGUAAGACAAAAGCAAAAGGUGCGGUACAGCGGAACAUGGUACCACCGUUUCUUCACAUAUUUCUGCAUUAUAUUGACGUUCAACUCGAUUCCAGCUAGAGGAAUAACAGAUGGAAUCUGUUUUAUUCAUCUUCCAUGAUAAGUAUUGGCAUGCU